AUGGUACAAGAGAGGGUUGCAUCAAAGCAGCAGGCCAGAAGAUUCGAAUCCAUAACUUUUUGUCUUACCAGCUCAAUACAAAGUGUCCAGCGAUACCACGGCCACCACAGCCACAGCCACAGCCACAAAAUCAUGUGGGCCGCCUCAACCCGAUCAUCCACAGCAUGGCCCUUCAAUAUAGAAUCCACCAGCAGCAGCAGCAACAGGCGGCCGGAGAGGAGUUUUAUCGUCACCUUCUCGGCCAAACCUCGACGGAAAUCGCAACCCCAGAAAGAUGAGUCCAUCCAAGACAUGGGUAAUUUGGGGCACGCCGUAGCCGUCGCCGCCGCCUUUGCCCUCAAAUCAAAUCCUCAGAACAAUACCACCUCAGUCAAUACCUUCAAUUCAAGACCAAAGCCACAACAACAAAAACAACUACAAUCACUGGUUGAACAAGGAGAGCUGAGUGGUUCUGAUGUGCUGUGGGCAUUACAGAAAGCCACUGCUCAAAAGAACAUGAAAAAGAAAAGGGGCUUUUCCUCAGCAUCUCUGUCCGCGUCCACUCGAAGUCGAAGCAGAGGUCGCAACAGUGCAAAAGACCAAGAGAAUGAAGAUAGUUUGGAUCAUGGCAAUGUUAGACCCUUGUGCCUUAAGAGUGACUGGAGCUCUCGAUUGCAUGAGCUGGAUAGGCGUCUUCAGGAGCUCAUAGAUACUUGAGAAAAGUUCUAGCAGUAACUUCGUCCAUUCUGUGCUCCCUUUUUUUGGUCAUAACUUUCUUCUGGAUGUUGCAUCGUAGGUACACAAAUUUUUAUAUGCUAUAGCAAUUGUUCCAACUCUAUGAAUCUUUUUGUUAUGUUGGGCUUCUAAUUGCUCAUUCAUUUCAAUGGGAGCCAUUGAUACUUGUGGCAUUUUCACUGACUGUUACUUCGAAUUUCAUGGUGCCUGCCUGUGUUCUGAAAGGGCUUGAUUUGCAAAUUUUACUAGGUAAAUAGAACGGUAGAAUGUGAAUAGUUUUUAAAGGUAUAUUAGUAGUUAUCGGA
Ilex paraguariensis (yerba mate) is the source of this 1019-nucleotide messenger RNA. Lineage: Eukaryota; Viridiplantae; Streptophyta; Magnoliopsida; Aquifoliales; Aquifoliaceae. The record is from the annotation of a GenBank genome assembly.